GUGACCAGGAGCCUGGGGGCAUCUCAUCUGGCAGAAGAGUGGGGGAGCCAAGUGGAUUCGGGGCCUUUGGUCUUCACCAGGUCCCUCCCAUUCUCCCCACUGGUCAGACAGAACAAGCCUGGAAGCGAAUGACACUGGCCCCUGCCCUGAGGGAUUCAAGGCUGAUCAGAACGGCCCUGCCCCGCCCCUGUCCCCCGGCCCUUAAUGUGGGUUUCAGCCUGCCCAGGCUAGGAGGUGCAGACAGGAGCUGGUCACCAGGCGCCACUCUGCCUCCGUCCUCACUCAUCCCUGCUGAUGGCCUGGCGGUGGCAUCUGCGGGCCAUUAGGGGAGGGACUGGCAGGAGGAAGCCAUGCUUGUCCCUUGGAAACUGGUGUCAUGUACCAGCCCCUUUGUCCGACCCUCACUUAGCACUCAGCAUCCCGAGGUCACGGUAACAGUCUCCACUUCCAGCCACGGCUUUGGAAGGCCCGAGGCCACAGCGCUCACCUUUGGGGAUGGUGUCCCUCACUCCUCUCCUGGGGCUCCACACGCCUCCCCCUCAUGCUGUGCACCUCAUGUGCGUGUGUGUGGGGUGAGGGGGGCGGGGAGCAGGGCACGGGUGGCCCGGACGCUGGCAGCUGUCUCAGAAGGGAGCUGCUCAGGUGAAACGAGAUCAGAUGGGCGCGUGGGCCUGGAGCUAAGAAUAGGAUUGGGCGUGGGUUCUUGGCCCUGGCAGUGGCGCAUUGGUACAGCGGGGCCCAGGACCUAGGGUUUCAGGGGAAAGAGCAGAGUCCAGCCUGGGUCAUAAACACAGCUGAUAGGGUGCAGCUCAGAGACAGGCAAGGGCUGGCCCAGGGCACUGGGGGCUGGGACCGGGAGGUAUCCUUGGGCCGGGAGGAAGCCCUGGCCCUGCACCCAUGGCCUUCCUGGUGGCCGGGACCCUGCGGGUGGCUGCACAGAUGGCGGAUGCCCGAGAGAGCCUGGCGAGAAAGGUAGUAGGCGGCAUUGCCCGGCCUGUGCCCCCUCCCUGCCAAACACUGCCCCAGCCUAGCUCUGGCCUUGCCUCCCCAGGGCAGGUACUGUGUGCUGGGUCCCAGGGUGGUCCUGGUGCUCAGCAGCCCGGGGGUGUCGGCGACAACAGUCGCUGCCCUGGAGGGCAUGCUCCUGGCCCUGGGCUUUGAGAGCUGCCGGAGGAGGGAGGCCCCAGUGCAGGUGAGCGCCCCAGUGCAGCUGUGCUCUCGGCCGCCUUCUGCCCUCCCCAGCACCUGCACUUGCAGCCCAGGCUCAGGCCAGCCCUUUGCUCUUGGCCCUAGGGCUUCCUUGAGGAGGUGGUGUGGUUCCGGGAGCAACUGGAUGCCCACGGGGGCCCUGUGGGCUGCGCUGGGGUGGCCUUGGUGGCCCCCGAAGGGCAGCUGAGGCGACCACAGCGGCUGGUCCGGGAGCUGAGCCGCUGCAGGGCCCUGCGGGGCUGCCCCAAGCUCUUCCUGCUGCUCUCGUGUGCUCUUGGGGCUGCCCGGGAGCCUGGAGCCUUCCUCACUGGCCUGGGUGAGCUCUGCGGCCGUUGUCCCCGCUGGUCCCUGCAGCAGCUGCUGACAGAGGUGGGGCCUUGGGGAGAAGUCCCGGGGAGGGGGCUGCGCCCUUGACUAUCCAGCCCCACUGUGCCCUCAGCCAGUUACAUGGCUGGGCGCAUUCACACGCUCUCUCCAUCCACUCUACAAACCUUUAUCAUCCACACUUGCCGUGUCAUCUGCUCACGCCCCUCACAACACACUCAGGAUUCCCCAAGGCCUCCAGCCUGCUUCAGGACACCACACGUCCGCCCUGACCCCUGCCGUCCCCGCAGUCCUUCCCAGGCUGAUGCCCCCACCCCCCAACCCCCAGGGGAGGCCCUGGGGCUCGUGGUUCCUUCUGUCCCUUUUCACGGUGCCCCAGGCAGGGACUCUCUGCCCCUCAGCCCACAGCUCCCUGGAGGCUGCGCUUUGGCAGCAAUUCAGGUCUGCCCCCAGCCCGAGGGUCUCGCUGGUGCCCUGGGGGACUGCUGGGAGGCCUGGAGGUCAGGGGUGUGGGCCCCGAUCCUGGCUCUCCCAGCCGGGCGCCUUCCCCAGAGAGGCUCGCGGGCCACCUGUGCCCUUCCUGCUCCGGGAGACGCAGGGUCCCUGGGCGCUGAUGGCGACCCCUGGCCACUGAGGCCGUCCGUGUGGGGAUGCCCGUGAGCGUGAGCCUGGCCUCCCGCCUUUCACCUGCCUCCUCCCUCCAUUCUGGCAAGGGAACCCCAAGGAGACUGGAGCAGCCAUGAGUGGCAGCCUGGCUGAGCCACCCCUGAAACCAGGGUCCUGGCCACCUGCCUGGGGGCCCCCCACCCUGACCCCACGCAGCCUCCCGAGAGCCUGGCGUUCCCCACCCCCACCCCAGGUCUUCGGCAGCGUGGCUGAGGACCCCGCAGGGGCGCCCUCCUGCCCAGUCCUUCGGAGCUCCUUGCGGGGGGACCUGUGCCUGGGACGAGGCGCGCCCUGGGAGCUCGAGCCAGAACCCAGCCCCAGGGCCCCGUACGACCUGUCAGGGGCCAAGGCGGCCUUCCUCCUUGCUGUGAUCCGGGACCGGCCUGGGGCCCAGCAUGAUGUGGAAGCUCUGGAGAGCCUGUGCCAGACCCUGGGCUUCGAGACCACCCUGAGGACGAACCCUACAGCCCAGUCCUUCCAGGAGGAGCUGGCCCACUUCCGCGAGCGGCUGGACGCCCAUGGGGGGCCCGUGAGCUGUGCCCUGGUGGCUCUGAUGGCCCAUGGUGGGCAGCAGGGGCAGCUGCUGGGGGCUGACGGGCAAGAGAUGCAGCUAGAGGUGCUGGUGCAGGAGCUGAGCCGCUGCAGGAUGCUGCGGGGCCACCCCAAGGUCUUCCUGCUUCAGGCCUGCCGUGGGGGGCACAGAGACCCCGGCAUGGAGCCCGCAGCUCUGCCCUGGUUUGGAUGCUGGACGCGGGCCCCUUCAGCCAUCCCCUCCCACGCAGAUGUCCUCCAGAUCUAUGCCGAAGCCCAGGGUAGCUCCUCCAGGGACCGCACUCCAGGGGACUUGGAUCAAGCAGACAUCCUGAUAGCCUAUGCAGCAGCCGAGGGAUGCGUGGCCUACCGGGACGAGAAGGGCUCCGACUUCAUCCAGGGGCUGGUGGAGGUCCUCAGGGCCGACCCCCGCGGGGACCUCCUGGAGCUGCUGACUGAGGUCAACAGGCGGGUGUGUGAGCUGGACGUGCUGGGUCCGGACUGCGCCGAGCGCCGCAAGGCCUGCCUGGAGAUCCGCAGCUCGCUGCGGCGCCGGCUCUGCCUGCGGGCCUGACCGCCCUCGGGCCCCGGGCGGCGGCCGAGCCCCAGCGCCGCCCUGACCGCGCGCGCUCUGCGUGUCCGCGUCUGCACACCGGCAGGGCAGUGGGCGCCGGCGUGGCCGCUGGCAGCCACGUGUGAGAAGUGAGACGAGUGUGCCAAGUGCCCGGCACUUCGCCAGCGCCCGCCUGAGCUCUGGGAACCCAGCUGGCGCCAGCACCCAGCGUCCCGGGAGGAGGGACCCGUCUGGGCCCGCGGGGUGCAUGUCCUGGGAGCGUCCCCGGGGAAAGGGGUCCGGGAAGGGGUGGCCUGGGGACCACGUCCCUGCCCAAGUCGUAUCCCUCUGCUCGCGCACCCCCCACCGACACCUGGCGCUGGGGCCACGGGAGUGCGGGAGACACGAGCGCUGCCUUCCAGGGGGUCCGAGUCCAGCCUGCGGCCGACAGACCCUGGAACAGACCAUCUACGGUUUACCAGUGCAGUGCUGGGGAGGCACAGGGGCUGGGGGGCUGCGAGGAGCCCCCCACCCAGUGGAGAGUGGCGGAAGGAUCUGCGGGGGUGGGCGGGCAGCCGCCGGGGAUUAGAACUUGUGGCCGCAGGCGCCCCGGCUCCGCCCCCCGCCGCGGCCCUGCCAGGAGUCCCGCCCAUAAGACGCCGGGAGGGGCGGGGCGCCAGGCCACCUAGCACAUUCGUAGUCAGGCACAUUGCGCAGGCGCCUGAGCAGGCUUUAUGAGGAGAGCCGCAAAGCCCGUAGCUGUGGGGCCGCGUGGCCUAAUGGAUAAGGCGUCUGAUUCCGGAUCAGAAGAUUGAGGGUUCGAGUCCCUUCGUGGU
Messenger RNA from Choloepus didactylus (southern two-toed sloth), 4119 nucleotides. Its product is annotated as putative caspase-16. Gene Ontology annotation, molecular function: cysteine-type endopeptidase activity. The record is from RefSeq and is a predicted model, not a curated record. The coding region runs from base 2273 to 3304 and encodes 343 amino acids. Lineage: Eukaryota; Metazoa; Chordata; Mammalia; Pilosa; Megalonychidae. The transcript is spliced from 8 exons. Gene Ontology annotation, biological process: proteolysis.